CGAACGGUCUAAACAGCCACUUAGUCCCGAAAUCGCACCAACAAACAUAAAACGAGUCCCCAGUGUGAUUUGUCCACCGAUAGCGGACCGAAAAGUGUAUUUUAGUUUGUUGUUAAGUGAUGUUGUUUUUUACCGUCGGCUAACCACCUUCGAGGCGUCAAUCGUGCGGCAAACAUGAACAAUGAGACUUUAGAGAGCACCAUCCACGUAACAGCGCCGAGCAUCCUCAACAAGCCGUCGCAAACGAUGCCGCAACGGUCCCCGUUCGCCAUCCAGGAGCUGCUGGGCCUCAGCGACUCGCACCACCGCUCCCCGACCGCCGCCGUCUCGGCCAUCACGCCCAACGUCUAUCCGCAGCGGCACCUGCAGGGGCCCACCUGCUUCCCGUCGGAGCACGGCUUCAAUCACCACCACAUGACGAUGGCCGCCUCCAGGAUGGCCUAUUUCAACGCCCACGCGGCGGUGGCGGCCGCUUUUCUGCCGCACAACAUCGCGGCGGCCGCCGGCAUGAACGCCAACGGGGCUCAUUCCCCGGCGGCGGUGCUGGGCCUGGCCGGACACCAGUCUGCUGGCGCAGGUGGGUUAGAGCAGUUAAAAUUACGAUAUCCAGACUACAUAAACGCUAUUAAUUCCAGACACAUGCACGUACAAAGUGGAGAUACUGUCGGUUGUAAAAUUGCCCUUUUCCUGAUUUGCGACCCAGCUCCAGGCAACGCCAGCCGCCGAAAUGAAAUUCCGAAUUAA
Messenger RNA from Brassicogethes aeneus, 744 nucleotides. Lineage: Eukaryota; Metazoa; Arthropoda; Insecta; Coleoptera; Nitidulidae. The record is from the annotation of a GenBank genome assembly.